Messenger RNA from Capsaspora owczarzaki ATCC 30864, 1416 nucleotides. RefSeq lists its product as hypothetical. The record is from RefSeq and is a predicted model, not a curated record. The transcript has 6 exons. The coding region runs from base 60 to 1274 and encodes 404 amino acids. NCBI's taxonomy places the organism in Eukaryota, Filasterea, Ministeriida, Capsasporidae.
GUGCUUUUUUUCCAAAUUCGAACUGGAGCUCAUUUCACUUUCCCCCCAACUAAACAGCGAUGGGCAAGGACGCAAAGAGCCCAGCGAAGGGCGACGAUGCCAAGAGCGCAAAGAGCGCAAAGGACGCUGGCAAGGGCACCAAGAAGUCCAAGGCGGCCGAGAGCAGCGACGACGACGACGACGCAUCGGAUUCCGAUGAUGAAAUCUUCAAGUUGGAGGACGAAAACAAGGCGCUGAAGGCAUCCAUCGCCACGCUCAAGCAGGAGGCCGAGGCCAAGGACAAGGCUCACGACGAAGCCAAGAAGGCGGUCGAGAAGGAGCUGGAGGAGGUCAAGAAGACGCUCGAAAAGGUCAAGAAGGAGAACGAGGUUCUGCUUGCGAAUGUGGCCGCCAGCACUGCCGCCAAAAACACGCAGAGCAAAGGCACGCUCAGCCUGUUCAAGAAAAAGUCGGAAACGGAAGCACCCGCCCCGGCCUCCCCGACACCGGCCUUUACCAACCCGUUCGAGGAGGUUGAGCGGCUGCGUGGCGAGCUCGCCAAGUUUACCGACAUGACCGGAGAAAUCACCCUUCUGAAGGAGCGCGAGGUUGAGAAGGACUCUGAGAUUGCCAAGUACAAGGAGGAGCGCGAAAAGCUUCGCUACGAGCUGCAGCACCUGCGUCAGCAGGUUGGCAGCUUCAAGGCUGCGAACGAAUCCGAGGAGGAUGUGCUCAAGCGAAAGGCAGAGGCAGAGAGCAAGCGGCAAGCAGAGGAGGCUGCCAAGAAGAAGGCUGCAGAAGACGCCCAAAAGGCUGCCGAGGCUCAGAAGGCUGCUGAAGAGGCUGCCAAGAAGCAGGAAGAGAGCGACGAAGAGGAUGACCCCGAUUUCAUCUCGACAGAGGCUUUCGAAAUCUCGAUCGGCGAUGACCAAAAGGUCAAGCUGCAACUGUGGUCGGACAAGCUGCACAAGUUCCUGACGAAGGACUUGCCAGACGCUGGCGAGGAUGCUGGCGCUCUGGCGAGCGUGCUGAAAAACUCUGCCAAGGUCACAAAGGACAUUACAGCCCUGUCGCGCAAGAUUGCGCCGCGAGAGUUCCGCACCCGCAACGCGCUCCUGCAAAAGGCCGUGCAGUGUGCGGACGAGUUCAAGACUGCCACUCUUGACUUUAGCGAUCACAUCAACCAGUUUGUCGCUGGCAAGAUCAAGAGCAAGAAGGUCGCCGAAGCCGGCGCUGUUGUUGCGAAAAAGGCACGAGCCCUGAACGAUUACUACAAGACUCUUCCUGAGGACUAACCCUUCGGUGGCUUCAAUACUUCCCAUUGUCGAGUUUCCUCGAGGGGCCCCAGUACAUAUUGUCGUGAUCGUCGAUAUAACUGCUUGUCGUGUGUGAUUCCAAACAUGUGCGAACAGGACAUGCUGAUUCAAUGAUGAUGGU